Molecule: messenger RNA, 4236 nt
Organism: Emericellopsis atlantica
Lineage: Eukaryota; Fungi; Ascomycota; Sordariomycetes; Hypocreales; Bionectriaceae
Product: ankyrin repeat protein
Exons: 2
Coding region: 1-4236 (1411 amino acids)
Molecular function (GO): protein binding
Source: RefSeq, a predicted model, not a curated record
AUGUCGCUGGCCGCAGGCAGAGGCGGCUAUGGCCCUAUGAUCGCAGACGACGAAGAUCCGAUCAUGUCGAAUGCCACCUCGAUGCGCGACGACGACUUGUUCGAUGAUCUGAUUGAUUAUUCCGGGGCCAGCCCAGACACGCUUCAGCGACUCGACACCGCCCGUAAAGACGAAGGACGCGAAGCUGAAUUCGCAUAUCAGAAAUCUCCAGAAAGUCCCUAUCAUGAGUACUCUGAUGAUUCGGCUGGUUCCCUGUCACGGCAAGAGGGCAAGAAAACCGCAUCCCGGGAAUGGUCGCCCCAGGCGAUGGAAGAAGGCGACCUCGCCAUGCUCGACUUUUCGACACAUGCUCCGCUCGACGACGAAUCUGGCCAUGCCGCGAUCGAGCUUCCAACUUCUCAACCAACGUCAUUCGAGGAAAUUUUUAGACAACACCAAGACUCCGAUAAGAUGAAUGGAGAGCACAAGACCGCGCUCUCCUGGAUGAACGAGACACCGACGACAACGUCCAACAGCGGCGCAGCCAAGGCCGGGCACCUCUCUCCGCCAUCCGGAUCAUGCUACCGCGAUGUCUUUGACCCAGAUUCUAGAGAUUCUACGCCAAGCUCAGGUAUCAGUCCCAUCUACAAUACCCCCUCCCCCGCGGGACAGCCAAGCGAAGUGAAACGGUCCACCUCGCCCAACGUCAGUCGACAAAAGUCGCCCAACGGCCAAAAUUUCAUGCCAACGGAGCCAACCCUGCUUAAACAGAAUUCCAUGGCACGUUAUCCGGUUCCCAUAACGGAGCAAGUAGUCAUGCCUCCUCAGUUCGCUCAGGGAAUGAAUGGGUUUGGGGGACCCCAGCAGAUGCAGUUUCCCCAGCUUGCAAUGCCAGCCAUCCCAAGAGCUCCGAUGCCGACGUCCCGGCAACCGACUCAAUAUCAAUUGAUCGUUCCUGGGAGUCCACGCAAGUCACGAGUGGAGACACAGAUACCUUUGAAGCUUGUCCUGGUGCCAGCACCGCCCGGGGUCACAAAGAUCCAUCUGCCCCAUGCUCAGAUUGCGAAGCCAAAGCUGCAGACGCGACCCGCGCCGGCCAAGAACCCGAACAUGCUUGAACUCACCACGUCCGUUGUGUGUACUAGCGCUAUGCGGCAGAAGGACUUGAAAGAGAUGGCCAUGGCCAGGGCCCGCACCAAUGGCCCCGAUCACCUGGCCCCUGAGAGUGAAGAUAACAAAAACUCUGCACAGCAAUAUGGCGCUGAGGUGCGAAUCUGCGAAAACUGUAUGAAGCGGGAGAAGAAGCGAGCCGAGCGCAAGAAAGUCAAGAAUCCAGAGGAAGAACAGGCAUGGUUAGCCGACCAAGUUCAUCGCGUUCUUGUCUUCAAUGGCCACGAAGUCAAGGAUUGGGAGAAGACGACACACAUGGACGGGUUUGCCGACGCUCUCAAGCUCGAGGUUCCAAUACGCAUCGCGUGCUAUUGCCGACAUCAUGGGGAGAAGAUGGGGUUCAACAUCAUCUUCACGCUCAAAGACUACCAGGGCAAUGUUGUGACUCAAGCAAUGUCCGAUGCCAUCAUGAUUACGGACGACCACAAGACCAUUGCGGCAGGCAGCGAACCGCCGCAGUCGGAGCCAAGCUUGGGCGCCGAUGGCUUCUAUCCCCUGGCAUCGGCCGAGUCCCUCCCUACCCGAACAGCGCCGCAACCUUCCAUGGCGAAUGGCCCACCUGCGCCUCUCAACCCACUCGCUGUACCUGCCCCUGCUGGUUCAAGCAGCGCCAAUCGCGGCCCAGGGAAGACGAGCACCCAGCGACCAGGGCGAUCUCGCCCAGCCUCGCCCGUGCGUGACGGUCCAACGGCCAAGAAGAGGAAGUCAAGUUCGAGCUCGGGGAAGAUACCAAAGGGCCUGGUCAUGACGCCCAGACAUCAGCAUCCACAACAGCCGCCGCCGCCGACCGCAAAUGGCGUGCAGUCUCAGCGCUCAGCUCCUACUUCACCCUUCGACCCGUCACUGGGGAAUUUGCCGGUGCAAGAGACCGCCUUCCCGACAGUCAACAAUACCAGCCCCCCGUCCAUGCCGCAGUCGCAGCAAGAGUUUGGCACAUUCUCCCCAUCCUCCACCGAGACCCUCGCAUUCGGUGAAAGCCAUCGCUCUAGCAUGGACAGCAUGGCUCGACCACCUCUUUACUCCGCUCCACAAUCUCACCAGCCUAGCCGUGCACCGAGCCCCGGCUCGAUGAUGUUCAAUGGGCUACGGGCGCCCCACCAGAACGAGUUUAAUCAACUCAUGAUAGAGAAUGCGUUUGGCGUCACGACUCCUCGUACGCGUGACAAUGGUGCUCCCGUUAUCAACAAGAUCCUGCCGCAAGAAGGACCCAUUGAAGGCGGGACAGAGGUCACCCUGCUGGGCAGCAACUUCCAGAAUGGCAUGGCUGUCUACUUUGGCACCACGCCGGCGGUGACCACGACGUGGUGGGGAACCAGUGCCGUUGUUUGCAUGACACCGGCAACCAACAACCCCGGCCCAGUUCCUGUCAUCUGCCAGGCCAGCCCUGCGCACGAACAAGAGUGGAGGAACAAAGUCCCCCCCAUGUUCAAGUAUGUCGACAGCUCAGAGACGCAACUGAUGCGCCUGGCUCUGCAAUGUAUUGGUGGGAAGAUGACGGGGCAGGAAUGCGACCCUACGCAUAUCGCGCGUUCGAUCCUGCACCAGCACACUGGACCACAAGGCGCAGGCCAGUCUGGUGGACCUUCGCCAUCGAGCGGCGGUGCCGGCAACAUGUACAGUCGCGGCGUCAACGACGGUGACACGGAACAACAGCUGCUCAAGUGCCUCGAUGUGAUCGACCUGGACGACAGCCCCUACUCGGCAGACUUUGAAAUCAAGACCUCCAGCGGCCAGACGAUGUUGCACUUGGCCUGCUCUCGCGGCUAUCUCCGCUUCACGGCCGCUCUGCUAGCGAGGGGGGCCAACCCCAACGAACUGGACCACGGCCACUGCACGCCCCUGUUCCACGCUUCACUGCGCGGUCGUCAAGAAGUUGUGAAGCGGCUGUUACUCGCUGGCGCCGGCCCCAGGGUGCGCAACAAGGGAGGCCUCACGCCGCUCGAAGUUGCUGCCACCGACGAGAUUGCGGAGAUGAUGAGGUUCCACGGCCCUGUGCGCUCUGCCAGCGGCGAUUUCUCACACAGCAGGGCCAACAGCCGGGCCAGCAGUGUGAGCUCGCUCCGGUCGCUGAUUGAGCCCAUGAGCAGGAUCACGAGCCACGCUCGCUAUUCCGGGGAAGAAAGUCCCGAGUAUACCACUGGCGACUUUGAGGACGAAGAUCCUGAUGAGAAUGUCUACAUGGACAUGCGUCGACCCAGCCUCCGCAAAGCCGAUUUGCUCAACCAGGUUCCGAGGCCUGAUCUGCGGACGGACGCGGAGGCUGCCCACCCAGCCCCUGGCACGCUCGCCGACCUCAAGGAGCAAUUCCAGCAGCAGCUGAACCAGCUACAGCAGACAAUGGCCCUGCAUUUGCAGAACCUGCCUCAUCUGCCACAGAUGCCCCAUAUGCCCGCCCUUCCCGGUAUGGCAGGCUUGCCUGAUUACCAAGCCUACUUCCAGCAGGCCCCUCUCAUGCGACGCAUGACACAAUACAUGCCUGGGAGGAACGGCAACCGACCAGAGUCGCCGGACGGAUCCUCCAGCCCCAAGCUGGACCACAAAUGGUGGGAUCUUUCAGCACUGAUGAACCCCAGCGCUGCUGCUCUUCCGCCGCCGGCCUACGAGGAGAUCUUCCCUGUGCCAAAUGUGGACGAAAAGAUGGCCGGCGCUGCGGGCGCUGCUGCAGAGAUGGAGGCUGACGAGAAAUGUGCGGCUCUGUACGAUCAGCCAUUGUCAUCAUCUUCUGCCGCUGCGGGUGUCACGACCACCGUUGACGAUUCUAUCGCUCUUGAGCCAACUGCCGCCGAGAGGGCAGAGCUGCCAAGCGUCCUCAAGAUCGGGCGCAAGAACGACAUGACCAAAGAGCAGCAGGAGCACCUACUCCGCGCGAGGGAAGAAAAGCUGAAGAGAAUCAGUGCCGACCGCAAUUUGUUCUUCAUUUGGAUUCCCCUCCUUGUGCUCGCAGUAUGCGCCAUGCUGUACAGUUCUUUCCCUGGGCUGUUUGGUGCCGUUGCUAGCUUGGGCAUGCUCGGCGCCCGCAAGGCCGCCGGUGCCACCGCCAGGCUCGCUUCCAGCAUCAGGCGCGAGGACAGGGUGAUCGAAACUUGA